Messenger RNA from Zychaea mexicana, 537 nucleotides. RefSeq lists its product as uncharacterized. Lineage: Eukaryota; Fungi; Mucoromycota; Mucoromycetes; Mucorales; Lichtheimiaceae. The record is from RefSeq and is a predicted model, not a curated record. The transcript has a single exon. The coding region runs from base 1 to 537 and encodes 178 amino acids.
AUGAUUGACUUUUUCUCUUCGUUACCUGUAUUAGUGGUUGAUAUGCGAAAGGACAAAAAGCAAUACAAGUUUAUUCCACCAAUGAAGCCAUCAGUAUCAAUGAACAAACCUCGCUUGGGAUCAUCUGACCAAGCAACCUUAUCUAACAUCGUUGAGAUCAAAAUCAAUGAUUCCAUCUUUACACCAGUCAGUAAAAGCACGAUGAAUUAUUUUAACAAGAACGUUGAUGAGCAAGAGGUAAAUUCGUGCCUCGCUGAAUUACCCAAGUCCAAAGUUUUCUUGAAAUCAGCGCUUGAACAAGAGCUCGAAAAUCUCCCAUCGUGGCUGUGGAGUCAAACAUUGGAUAUCACAAAAGAAGAAGAGAACGAAAAGAAAUUGAUUCAAGCUAUGAAGUUGGUUUUAACUGAUUUUUAUGCUACUUGUUUACGACCUGAACCGACUCCUCCUCUUAAUGAACGCACUCCUUUUUGUGAACAUGUCAUACCUUUGAUCAAGUAUUCAAACGCUGUAUAUCAAGUUUUGCGAGUUCAAUGGUAA